GUCAAAGUGAUUUACGGCAACCAAUCAGAGCGUAGUAUGUUGACGGGGCGCGCGCGCGCGCGCUACGCUUCUGUUUGUGGGCGUGAGCUCGCGGUGCCAGCGUCACAGAUUAACGGUCGAGUCCCAAAAAACUCGCCGUUGGAUAGAAUCUUCACUACGUAGGACGCAGAGGUUUAGUGUUUCACCCUUUAGGAAGUGUGCGUAUAUAGGGGCAAGGGAGCUUUUUGAUGAUCUGUCUGAAGGACUAGGGGUUUUGCCUUGUAGAGAGAGCAGUGUGUCGGUCGACCGCCUGUUUUUCCUCUCCGCUUCACUGAAAGCGGAUAUUGUAAAGUGCAAGACAGAGAGAAGCCAUCAGACGGAGUUGUCGUGCCAAUCUGGGCGAACGGAUCUCCCUUCCCGGCCUGGCCAUGGACGAACAGGCGGGCCCCGGUGUGUUUUUUAAUAAUAACAAUAACUCCGGUUUGGCCGUCGGAGCAAAAGCGGUCCAGCAAACGGGCGACGGAGGCGGAGAAGCGGUGAGGGCGCAGUAUAACAUCCCGGGGAUCCUGCACUUUCUGCAGCACGAAUGGGCCCGUUUCGAGGUAGAGCGAGCUCAGUGGGACGUGGAGCGUGCUGAAUUACAGGCUCAGAUUGCCUUUCUGCAGGGUGAGCGGAAAGGUCAGGAAAACCUGAAGAAGGAUUUGGUGAGGAGGAUCAAGAUGCUGGAGUAUGCUCUGAAGCAGGAAAGGGCAAAAUACCACAAGCUGAAGUAUGGGACUGAACUCCUGCAGGGAGACAUGAAAGCACCGAGCUAUGAUUCAGAUGAUGGCAAUGAGAAUGAGGCUCUUCCAGAACCACCUAACAGCCAGCUAAGCUGGAAACAAGGAAGACAGCUUCUGAGGCAGUACCUCCAGGAAGUGGGCUACACGGACACUAUCCUGGAUGUGAAAUCUCAGAGGGUGAAGGCGUUACUGGGGCUAACUGGAGACGCAGUGGAGCGAGCUGAAGAACGCAGGACAGAGCUCAUGGUGAACGGCACGGAACCUUCAUCUCUGAAGGAAAGCACCACCAACAUGAUGGGGAAACCAGAGAUGUCUGACUCAGCGACAGUACUGGAGGCCUUCAAGUUCAUUGAAAGUGCAGCUGCAGAGUUCAGUGACGAGGAUGAGGAUGAAGACAGUGACGGAAGGGAAAAGACUAUCAUUGAUUUGGCAACAAUGAUGAGGAAGAAGGCUUCCCCAUCGCCUUCCUCUUCCUCAGCUGAUCUGAGUGAUGACCCGGACACUGAGGAGGCACUGAAGGGGUUUGACUUCUUGGCCAGCAGUGAGGACAUGGAGGGUUCACCAGAAUCUCCUGCCACCGGAGACAUGGCUGAUUGGGAGAAGGAGCCGAACGCCAUGACCGAGGCCUGGGAAGUGGACCAGAGCCUGAUCUCCAAACUCAAGGAGCAGUACAGGAAGGAGCGCAAGGGCAAAAAGGGGGUGAAGAGGCCGAACAGGUCUAAGCUACAGGACAUGUUGGCUAAUCUGAGAGAUGCAGAGGAUCUUCCAUCCAUGCAGCCCCCUGUGGCUCCCCCUGCCAGACCCAGCAUACCACGACUCAACGAGCAUGAUCUUGGCCGUGCUGAUGAAGUGGAAGCACUUACGUUCCCUCCAUCCACUGGUAAAUCUUUUAUAAUGGGAGCGGAUGAGGCUCUGGAGAAUGAGCUGGGACUGGGAGAGUUGGCUGGACUCACUGUUGCAAACGAAGCUGAGAGUCUGGCCUACGAUAUCACCAACAACAAAGAUGCUCUGAGGAAGACCUGGAACCCUAAGUUCACCCUGAGGAGCCAUUUCGACUCCAUCCGCAGUCUGGCGUUCCACCCUCAAGAGCCGGUGUUGGUUACAGCUUCUGAGGAUCAUACACUAAAGAUGUGGAACCUGCAGAAAACAGCUCCUGCUAAAAAGUGUGCAGCCCUUGAUGUAGAGCCCAUUUACACAUUCCGAGCUCACCGGGGUGCAGUAUUGUGUGUGGUCAUGAGCAGUAACGGAGAGCAGUGCUUCAGCGGAGGAGUGGACGGAACCAUUCAGAGCUGGAACACUCCGAAUCCCAAUAUUGACCCCUAUGACUCAUAUGAGCCGUCUGUGAUGAGGGGGGUGCUGAGUGAUCACACUGAUGCAGUGUGGGGUUUAGUCUACAGCUCAGCCCACCAGCGGCUUCUAUCCUGUUCUGCAGAUGGGACAGUGCGACUUUGGGAUGCUGCAGACAGCUCACCCGCCCUUGCCGUCUUUAACGAGGACAUGGAGUUGGGCAUUCCUUCUUCUGUGGAUCUGGUGUGCAGUGAGCCAGCUCACAUGGUGACAGCCUUUAGCAACGGCAGAACAGGCAUCUUCAACAUGGAGACACGGCAGCUGGUGCUGGAGCUGGAGUCUCAGAAUGCAGGAGAGCCUGACGCCCCACGUCAGAUCAACAAAGUGCUGAGCCACCCGACGCUGCCCAUCACCAUCACGGCACAGGAGGACCGUCACAUCCGUUUCUUUGACAACAACACAGGAAAACUUAUUCACUCCAUGGUGGCUCAUCUGGAUGCUGUGACCAGCUUAGCAGUGGAUCCCAAUGGCCUCUAUUUGAUGUCUGGCAGUCACGACUGCUCCAUUCGCCUGUGGAACAUGGAGAGCAAGACCUGCAUUCAGGAGUUCACGGCUCACAGGAAGAAGUUUGACGAGUCGAUCAACGAUGUGGCAUUCCAUCCCACCAAGUGCUACAUCGGCAGUGCUGGAGCGGACGCCCUCGCCAAAGUCUUCGUAUGACCCCUGACCUCUGUGGCCUUGAAGAACGGAAAUGGACCAUAAAGGCAAUGAGAGUUAUCUUUUAAACAGAGGCUUUCCCUUUGUGCUUUGGGAUUCCUGAUGAUGAAUAAAGAGAAGGGAUGUCAGGUGAACAUCUCUCCAGCCCUCUUUCCCUACAAACCCCCGUCUGAAAAACAUACGCCCUCCUCCAGGCAGGCCUGGGUGGGGGAUUAGGAUGAAUCCACAACACUGCAGCUCAGUAUAAACACUCUCUUUGGGAUGUCUAGACACCAACCCUGCUGGAGAGAACCUCUUCAUAGAAAUGUGUGUGUCUGGGUGUGUAUGUGUGUGCACGUGUUCUCUACUCUCCAACGUAACAGGGUUGCCCUCAGAGCCGCUCCCGCUUUGUUAGCCUCACAGCAAGUCGGGUGCUUCCCACACCGUUUGUUUUCCUUCUUCCUUUUUUUUCUGCUUUCUGAAAAGAGAAGGAUUGGAGAACUUAAUGCUUCUGGCCUAGAUGGUCUGUGUGAUAUUCUCUCACUGUAAACUGUUUGACGAUGUGCCUUUGUUUCCAAAUUCAGUGUAGGUAAACAGCGGUAACUUCACAAGGCUCAGCCAAGCUCAGGCUGGAGGGAAUCGUCCCGGUGUUAUUGGCUCUUCACACGCAGAGUGCCAUGCUGUAACAUAUUAAUCAGCAUUCCUCGUUUCAUGACACUUUGGAUUAGUCUCAAGUGUACACAAUAGGGUUAAGGAGAUACAGUAUAUUUUAAAUGAGCAUUGCAAAUUGGAUCACCUUGCUGAUUUUGAAAUUAGAAAUUAAAUUGUAAAAUGAGUGAAUGUCUUUGACAUAAUGGGGCGUCUAACUGAAGGAGAUCUUAAAAGAAUACAUCAGCAUUUUUUUAUCCUCAUUACUAUCUACUAGGUCAGCCGCGUACACGUGUGGAUUCCCACACCUAGGAUUUUGACUUUUCCUUGUGUGACGAAAAGGUGUCAAAUCAAAAUUCACUUCGAAUAAAAGUCUAAGGGCAGUAGUUAACAAGGAAAAAAAUAAACAAAAAUCUGUCACUAUUUGAAUCAACAAUUAAACAUUAGAUUCUAACAAUAAAGGUCUUGCCAAUGCUGUUCCAGACCUAGAGCAAUUUACUUUGCAUUUUUUCCUCUGAAAAUUUAGCCCCAUCUUUGAAAGGAUGUAGUUUAUUUUAGGUUUUAAGCCUACAUUUUUUAAUUCAAUUGACAGUCAUUAAAUAAAGCACUUUGCAAAAUUAAAAUCCAUACACAAAAUUAGACACCAUUUCUAAUUUACUAGCAAUGACAUUCGAAUAAAUAAUGUUCCCCUACAUACACUUUGCUUUUCUGUGGUGCUUUAUGGAUAAAAUUGCCUUGUAGGUUGUACUAUGCAUCUUGGAGAACCUGUUGUUCCCGCAGAUGCUUUUGAAUGUGCAGAACCCAGAACAGUCAUGUGAUUUUUGUCUAAAGGACGAUCAUAGACAUUUUUGUAGUGGAAAAAAUUGCUAACUAAAAUAUUAAAACUUCUACUUGCACCUGCACAAAAUGCAGUGCGUUUCGGACUUUUAAGUAUUGAAAUUAUUAUUUAUGAAUUAAUUAUUCAUUUACUGACGGCCCCGAACAACUGCCCUUAGGCUUCUAUUAUCAUUCUAAUAAAUGGGUGUUUUGUUCUUUUCUCAGCACAUGGAGUACUUGGGUCUGUGGUAAUCACACAUACACUCCCAAUGCAGUGGACACCAAGCUAGAAACAAACUCUGAGGUAUUCCUUUAAGUAAAAGAUGUAAGCAAGAUGUAUUUAUCGAAUAUCCGCACACAUCGGUUUAAAAAUCAAAUUCAAGACCCGAGGUUUCUGCCGUUUCUCACUCCGACCGCAUGUGAAGAUUUUUUUUUUCCAUUAUUUUUACUCAGUUCAGAUUUGCUGCUCUUCUUAAAGCUGGAGGCUCAGAGUUCUGAGGUUCUGUAAAGUUAUUCGAUCCGUGAAUGAGUUUAAUCUGUUUUCUGCCAUAUAUUUUUAAACAAUUGUUUCUUUCCUUCCGUUUGCAGCGGCUCUCCUCUGAUGACAGAGUUCUAAUAUUUUAUCAUAUUAUAUUAUUGUAUUAUAAUAUUUGACUCAGUUCAGUUAAAAGUUCACCCAGAACUCGACUUGUACAUAGGACGACUUUAAAAGUAAAUUAUUUAUUGAACCAUUUUA
Molecule: messenger RNA, 4944 nt
Organism: Silurus meridionalis
Lineage: Eukaryota; Metazoa; Chordata; Actinopteri; Siluriformes; Siluridae
Gene: strn
Product: striatin, calmodulin binding protein
Exons: 18
Coding region: 408-2768 (786 amino acids)
Cellular component (GO): dendrite
Molecular function (GO): armadillo repeat domain binding; protein-containing complex binding; protein phosphatase 2A binding
Source: RefSeq, a predicted model, not a curated record